AUGGGUUCUCACAAAACCAUGAAUCUUGAUAGAGUUUUUACUCUUCUAAUAUUGUUUUUCAUAUUUUCUUUGCUACAUGGAGCCAGUGCAAACACCAAGCAUUACAUUGUUUACGUGGGGCGUCAUUCGCACCCCAAUUCCGAAGCUGUCAUUAGCGCAAACCAUAAGAUUCUUGCUUCGGUUGUUGGAAGUGUUGACGAAGCACAAGCAGCAGCACUUCACCAUUACAGUAAAAGCUUCCAAGGCUUCUCAGCCAAGCUCACAUCAGAGCAAGCUAAAAAACUUGCAGAAUUUGAUUCUGUGGUUUCUGUUUUCGAAAGCAAGAUGCAACGGUUGCAUACAACUCAUUCCUGGGAUUUUCUAGCCAUAGACUCUGUCCACCAGUAUAACCAACUGCCGAUUGACGCAAAAUCUAAUGUCAUCGUCGGUGUUAUUGAUGGCGGAGUAUGGCCAGAUUCGGAGAGCUUCUGUGACGAAGGGUUGGGCCCCGUGCCUGAGAAAUUCAAGGGAGAAUGUAUUACUGGUGAGAAUUUUACACUGGCCAACUGCAACAGAAAAAUAAUAGGUGCCAGGUUCUACUCUAAAGGAUUUGAAGCAGAGAAUGGUCCUCUCGAAUCUUCUGGCAGGAUUUUCUUUCGAUCACCUCGAGAUAGUGAUGGUCAUGGAACCCACACUGCCUCAACAAUAGCAGGAUCUGUGGUACCUAACGUAAGCUUGUUUGGAAUAGCUGCAGGCACCGCGAGAGGGGGUGCUUCGAGUGCGAGGCUUUCUAUUUACAAGGCAUGCUGGUUUAACCUGUGCAGCGACGCGGACAUUCUCGCUGCUCUGGAUGAUGCCAUUCAUGAUGGUGUGGAUAUAGUCUCCCUUUCACUGGGCCCUGACCCUCCCCAGCCAAAUUACUUUGAAGAUGCAAUGUCCAUUGGAACGUUCCACGCGUUCGAUAAUGGAGUUUUUGUCUCUGCUUCUGCUGGAAACUCCUUUUUCCCGAGCACUGCCAGCAAUGUUGCUCCUUGGAUCCUCACAGUUGCUGCAAGCACUGUGGAUAGGGAAUUCCCUACUAAUGUGUAUCUUGGGAAUUCCAGAGUUUUAAAGGGUUCAUCUUUAAACCCGCUGAGGAUGGAAGGCUAUUUCGGUUUGAUAGCUGGAAGUGCUGCAGCUGCCAAAGGAGUCCCAAGUGAGAAUGCCAGCGUUUGCAAGAACAAUACUCUAGAUAGCAGCUUAAUCAAGGGGAAAAUCGUCGUGUGCACACUUGAGGCCAUUUCUGAUAACCGAACAGAGAAAAGCGUAAUCGUAAGACAAGGUGGCGGAGUUGGAAUGAUUCUUGUGGACCCUUUGUUAAAAGAUGUUGGCUUUCAGUUUGUCAUACCCAGCACUAUAAUUGGUCAAGAAGAAGCAGAAGAGCUGCAAAAAUAUAUCAAGAAAGCAAAGAAUCCAACAGCUAGAAUCUCCCUGACGAAAACAAUUCUCUACACUAAACCAGCACCAGAAGUGGCAGUCUUUUCUUCUGCAGGACCAAAUAUCAUAACCCCAGACAUUAUCAAACCUGAUAUUACAGGACCGGGAGUGAAUAUUUUGGCAGCAUGGUCUCCGGUUGCAACUAUAGGUACCGGUGGGAGGUCUGUCGAUUACAACAUAAUCUCCGGCACCUCCAUGUCUUGCCCACAUGCGUCGGCAAUUGCAGCAAUUCUAAAAUCCUACCAUCCUUCAUGGAGUCCUGCAGCCAUAAAGUCUGCAAUAAUGACAACAGCAACUGUCCUAGAUAACACCAAGCGGCCCAUCAGGCGAGAUCCAAAUGGCACAGUGGCCACACCUUUCGAUUUUGGAUCCGGACAUGUAAACCCGGUUGCAGCAGUAGAUCCAGGACUCAUAUAUGACUUUGAUACUCAUGACAUUAUCAACUUUCUCUGUAGCACUGGUGCAAGCCCUUUGCAAUUUAAAAACCUCACGGGCAAACCAAUCAAUUGCAAGACCCCUCCUAUACCUUCCUGCAACUUUAACUAUCCCUCCAUUGGUGUGUCUAGUCUCAAUGGAAGCUUAUCUGUUUACAGAACUGUUACUUAUUACGGCAACGGUCCAACAGUAUACGUCCCUUACGUCGAUUUCCCAACUGGUGUUAACAUUGCAGUUUACCCCAGUAAACUUAAGUUUUCAAAAACUUGGGAAAAGAAGACUUUCAGGGUUGAUCUCAGUCCCAUAAAAAGCAGCAAUGGAAGCUUUGUGUUUGGAGCUUUGACAUGGAGUAAUGGCAUUCAUAGAGUUAGGAGUCCUAUUGCUCUCAAUGUAGUUUGAUCAUGAGAAUCAAGUAUUUUCACGGCAAGUUUCAGAUAUUAAAUAAUAGAAGAUCAGAUAUAUCUUUUGUUUUGUCUACCAAAAACAGUAUACCAUGAAAUGACUGGAAAUUUAUCUUUGAUCAGAAUGUAAUGUUGUGACGCAUUUAGCAGAAAAUAUGACUGCAGAUGGAUUCUUUUGUCCAUCAUAAUUGAGAUUAAAUACUUCUUGAAGCUUU
Molecule: messenger RNA, 2506 nt
Organism: Morus notabilis
Lineage: Eukaryota; Viridiplantae; Streptophyta; Magnoliopsida; Rosales; Moraceae
Product: subtilisin-like protease SBT5.3
Exons: 11
Coding region: 1-2289 (762 amino acids)
Biological process (GO): proteolysis
Molecular function (GO): serine-type endopeptidase activity
Source: RefSeq, a predicted model, not a curated record